Messenger RNA from Drosophila sulfurigaster albostrigata, 3657 nucleotides. RefSeq lists its product as uncharacterized. Gene Ontology annotation, molecular function: chromatin binding. The record is from RefSeq and is a predicted model, not a curated record. NCBI's taxonomy places the organism in Eukaryota, Metazoa, Arthropoda, Insecta, Diptera, Drosophilidae. Gene Ontology annotation, biological process: mitotic sister chromatid separation; meiotic chromosome condensation. Gene Ontology annotation, cellular component: condensin complex; nucleus.
GUUCUCAUUUUGGAGAUGAACGCACGUCGCCCGCGGCUAAGUCGAGAGGCGGCUUUAUUUUAUGACUAUGACAGUGUGAAGCGAAGUCAGCUGGAAAUUGCGAAUAAUAGGCCGGGCACCAAUGUGGCCAGAGCGAUUUCCACGUACAAUGAAACUCCGAGCUUAUCCUCGCUGAUCAUGGUGUUGGAAGAGAUAUCAAAAAAUACGGAUUUCUCCACCGAUUUGCGUCUCUCCGUCAGCUACUAUAUGGAUGAGUUUUUGCGACAAAUCGAUUGUCCAACGGUGCCGAGAAGAUCCAUUAUUGCAGCUGCCGGCAACGUGUUGCAAUAUUGCGGUAAAAUCUAUGGAGAUCGUGUAGAGUUCGUGCACCAAAAAGUGGAGAAUCAGAUUGAGGCACUAAUUUAUGCAGAUCCCAAAAAGGUGGAGAAUGGAAACAAUAACGGCAAUGUUGACGAGUCUAAAAAACCCGAUGAAACGCGUAAGCGCCGCACAAAGAAAUUGGCUCAGAAGGACUUCGAUCCAUUCAGUUUUCAAAUGGAACCGAAAAAGUUCAAAACCCUUUCCGAGGAGAAGCACUUUAGUCGUACCGGGUUUGAGACGAAUAAAAAUCGAAAUCGUACCAUUGAACACAUGUAUCAGGAUCAUACGCCGAGCAGGCUGUGGGAACAUGAACCUAUAAUAGACCCAGAUAAUCCCUAUGAAAGGGAUGAUAAAAAGAAUUAUAAGUUAUUUACCUAUCAUCCAGAGCCUAGAUAUAAUACCCUUUUACCAGAUAUUCCAUUCGAACGCCUCAAUUUGAUUAAAGAAUUUGUGAAUACGAAUCAGAUGGAUGUGUCGGAUACUUUACAUGAGAAUCUCUCAAACAAAGAGUACCUGGAUGAGUAUAUCGCAUUGGAAAAUAAAAUGCUUGCUUCGCGUUAUGGCGAAACAACUGGACGAAAAGCUGCCAUGGAUGACGUAUUUAAUAGGGCUUCCAAGCGAUUGCACGAAAAUGCAGAGUUGUUGUCAGUUUUGGAAGACAUCGAAGAGCCGUCGCCUAAACGAAGAUACACCGAGGAUGCUAAUGAGAAGCUGAAGGAUAAAAUGGUCUUCAUUAUGAUAAAAGUCCAAUCGAAGAGCAGUCCGCCCUUAAUAAUACUCUGGGAAAGUAACGAAUCCUGUGGAUUACUCGUCUUGGAAGAGUCGUCGCAACAACCAAAAGAUUUAUCCGAAUUAAAUCUGACUGAACCUGACAAGAAAGAGCCUGAUAGCAUCGAUUUCCUGCAGAUGGAUUCGGGUAUUGGCAUGGAGGAUGUGAGCGAUUUUCCAUCAGCAGAAUGUUGUGCAGCUCAAUCUUUUGAUGACGAGGGUGUUGUUCUUACAGAUAACAUUGAUGAGCAGCGUCUGCAAUCGCUAUCGCCCAAGGUUAUGGUACAUGACAUCUUGCCGGGUGUGCCCGAUAAAGCCAACCUAAGCGUACGCGUCGAUGCUGAAAUGCUCGCCCUCAGUGGUAUCAAUGAACAGCUUGAGGAAAUUGUCGAUGUGCCACGCGAUGUUCGCUAUCCCAUUGUGAACAACAUCUUUGGGCUGCCAGUGAAUAGACUCAGACGAGAAUGCAUAUUUAAGCUAGGCAAAGAAUACGAUCUGUUCAAGAAAUCGCGUUUGCCAAAUAAGCGAGUUGUUGAGCCGAGAAAACCUGCAGCAACUAGAGCGCUUAAUAACUCCCCUACAGCAGAUUCAACAUCUAACGAUGAUAGUCCCUUAGAUUGGCCCUUGGAUCGAAUGGAAUUUGAUAAGGACCAGAACUUUAAAGGGUUCAGACGACCUACGUAUGACUCUGGUAUCGAUCAAGAGGAGCUAAGAGCAGAGUCAACUCAUAUUGCAUCGGAUGCAAAUAGUAUUGUUGAUGUGGAAACUGAAGAUCAGCCGGAUUUGACACCAUUGGAUGUUGAGCAGCUCACGGAAGACGUUCAACAAGUUAGAGUAGCGCAAGAGCUUCUUGACAAACCGCAAUCUGAUAUGUUAGAAGGAGUAAUAGCAUUGGAGACAACAGUGGAAGAAAAUAAGCCGAUUGAUGUUUUGCCAGAAAUCGAAGAGAACAAGUCAACACUUCUUUUAGAGGAUAAUGAAUGCGACAUGUCAGCAACAGCCAUGGAUAUUGACGACUGCGAACCAGGCAUGGAUACAUUAGAUGAGGAUCUAAACGAUGAAAGCAUAAACCUUAACAAAGAAUCAACCAGCAUAGAUGCGAUUACCAAUGCUAAGAUUAACGACUGGCAUCGGCGACUAGGGCCCAUAUUGGAUGCGGCGCAUGAACGACAAAACUUUAGUAUUCAGGCUCUGAGCGAUGAGGUUAUCACAAAGUGUCAGGAGCAGGAUGGAGAAGCUACACUGGCCGAUGUGAUGGCCGAUAAAGAUGAAACGGAACUAUGUCGCUAUAUGCUAUCAUCACUAUUACUAACAAACCAGGGAAAUGUCGCGCUCAAAAUUGACAAGCGGGACAAAAGUAAGCCGAUUGAAGCAAAGGAUUUUAAAAUGCUAUUGCUUAGUACUGAGAGAAGACAACUCAAUCCAGAGGAUGAUAUUGGAAACGUGCGCAGCAGUAAUGCAAAGACAACACCUAUGGUGACAGCAACAACAUCUUCUCCAAUCGUUAAAUCGAAGCGAGGCCGAUGCAAUGACGGCGGGCAAAACGUAAAUGUAAAGACAGUGCGACUUAUAAAACCUAUACCCAAGGCGCACAUGCGUCCAGAAGAUGCUGACUCUGGCAUAUCAUCUUUGCCAACAUCAGCAUCAUAUACCAAUGACACGUAGCAUGAACUGUACCAGUAGAAUGUGCUGCAGAUCAUGUGUGUGUCAGUGUGUGUAAAAUGUGUGCCUCAACGUUUUGUUCAAUGUGUAGUUGUGUUUCGACUUAAGUGACGUUCGUAGAACAAUGUAUAUCAGUUUUUAAGGAUUCUCGUCCAGUAUAGUAGCAAUAGCCAUAUCUGGUGAAGCAGUUAGAUUUUGUAAAAUCCAUUUUAAGUUUGCUAAUCUCAUGAAUUAUUCAUUACAGCCACACUUUUUACAGACUUACGUCAAAAUUAAGCGACUUCCAUGGCCGCUCCAUUGACAAAAGCAACAAUGCUAUACAACCCCAUCAAAAAAACAUUUAAUUUUCCUUAUUUUCCGUAUACCUUUACUUGACAAAAUGUACAAAUUUAAUUUUUAAGUUUUUUUUUUUGUUCACAUGCAAUUUUAGUUUUAACUUGGACAGUUUUUAGAGUAUCCGUAGUGUUUAAACCUAAAUUGAAGCAGUAUUAUUUGAGCUCGAUUUCCUUAAGCUUGAAAUGAGGACGCAUUUUCUUAAUUUACACUUUUCCAUUAUUUUCUAUGCUUUCAUUAAUUUUUGAGUUUUUUAUUUAAGUUUUCAAUAUUUUUGAUUUAUUUUCAUAUCAUUUCUCACUUGAUUUAUUCAUUUUCAUUUGAUUUAAUUUUUCAUUUUGUCUUUUCAUUAUCACUUAUUAACCAUUUUUUUUUUUUUAUUUUCUUCAUUUAACCAAAUCAUAAUGCGCAUAUUUACAAAUUUUUCAGAAACGUACUCGUUAAAAUCAAGAAUUCAUUUAUCAAGAAUCACAGAACACAUAUUUUGGAAAUCGCUUUGAGCUGGUAGUACGAAAAAUAAAAGUACCUGAUCUC